This is a messenger RNA of Lytechinus pictus (painted urchin), 5919 nucleotides long. RefSeq names its product protein-serine O-palmitoleoyltransferase porcupine-like. The record is from RefSeq and is a predicted model, not a curated record. Gene Ontology annotation, biological process: lipid modification; protein palmitoylation; Wnt protein secretion. Gene Ontology annotation, molecular function: palmitoleoyltransferase activity; Wnt-protein binding. NCBI's taxonomy places the organism in Eukaryota, Metazoa, Echinodermata, Echinoidea, Temnopleuroida, Toxopneustidae. Bases 31 to 1560 code for a protein of 509 amino acids. Gene Ontology annotation, cellular component: endoplasmic reticulum; membrane. The transcript is spliced from 12 exons.
UUUAUAUUUUCCAAACCCAGAUAGAACAGAAUGGAAGGUGACUGGCAGGACUAUGAAGACUAUGGUGACAUGAUGAUGGAAGAUUAUCUUCCAUCCUUAGAAGAUCUGGAAGCAAUGGGAAUCGACCCUGAACAACUUCGUGAUCUUCCUGAUGAGGCACUCUAUCAACUCAUUCAACAGUACAUGAUGGAUAACAACCAAAUGUAUGAUUAUGCUCCGGGAUCUGAUAUGGGAGCAGAAUCAGAUUUCUCUCACAUUCAGCAUAUCAAAGAUUGUUCAAUGUCUGUUGCAUUGCAAGGAAUUCACCUUAUGCUCCCUCUCUUUCUACUUUGUGUAAGCUUGAGAGUGUCUGCUGUACUAGAAAUUUCCAUAAAUUUUCUUCACAUGGUGUGUGCAUGUUCUGGUCUGUAUCUGAUGUGGAUAACAUUCCAGGUGGAUGCUGCAUACAUUAUCUGUCUUGCUCUACUUGGUUAUAUCCUGCUGUAUGCCCUUAUUCGCAUUGAUGUCAAACAGAAAGGACCUAUCUUAGCCAUUUUAUGCAUCAUUACCGUCAUUUCAUUGGAGUUGUUUGUAGCGGAUCCUGUAAGUUGGCAUAAAGUUAGAGGUGCACAGAUGAUUUUAUUAAUGAAAGUGAUUUCAGUAGGCUUUGAUCUAGACCAAGGGAUAUUGUCCAGUCUGCCUGAUAUCUUUGAAUACUUUGGCUAUACUUUCUGUGUUGGAACAUGUAUCUUUGGUCCAUGGGUGAGCUUUAGCAACUACAUGGCAAUGCUACAACCACACCAGCUGAAUCUACAGUGGUUUGUCCAUGUUAUUACCAAUGCAUUAUUAGCUAUUCUGUGCCUUCUGCUUUCAGUGUGUGUAACACCUGUUCUAUUUGCCAGCUACAAAGCAAGGUGGUUGAUGGCAUACAGUGAUGCUGCUUCAUUUCGAUAUAGUCAUUACUUUGUGAGUUAUCUAUCUACUGCAUCUAGUGUACUAGCUGGAUAUGGUGCAGUAAAAGAUAGUGAUGGAAAUACCAGCUGGGAGUUCUCGGUGGCUAAGCCCCUUCAUAUAGAGAUUCCAAGAUCACUUGUCGAGGUGGUAACUAACUGGAACCUACCCAUGCAUUAUUGGCUGAAAAAUUAUGUUUUCAAAACGAGUCGAAACUUUGGCAACUUUAUUGCAGUACUUCUGACAUAUGCUGUCAGCUCAAUCCUUCAUGGUCUUAACUUUCAAUUAGCUGCUGUUCUUCUUUCUCUGGGAUUCUAUUCAUAUUCAGAACAUGUAUUCAGACAUAAAUUGGCUGAUAUAUUCAGUGCCUGUAUUAGGGCAAGGAGAUGUAGAGAAGAGUGCUCACAUUAUUAUAAGAAUACCCAUCCAUGUGUGAUUACAAUCAAUAUUAUGUUUGGCCUCUUGGCUGUAUUUCAUCUAGCAUAUCUUGGAGUUAUGUUCAAUACAGAUGCAGAAAUACAAGAAGAGGGUUACACAAUGGAACACACACUUAAGAAGUGGUCCGACCUUGGCUAUGCUAGUCAUUAUGUAGUACUUGGAACAUUUCUCUUCUACUGGCUAAUCAAGUGAUCUUUCAACUUUUUUAUAUAAUCAUGAGUAAAACUACGCACAAGUCACUGUUCAAUAUACAAUUUUCACAUAUGUAUAUAUUUGGGGAAAGAAUGUAAUUGUUUUCCUCUUCCUGUUUAAUUGCCAACUAAUGCAAUAAAUGUGUGUUUUUUUUCAACUGAACAGUGAUCAAAAGAUUUAAUAAUCCUUUGCAUCAAACUGCCUCAGGACCUCUAUCAUACCGAUAGACAUGUCUUAUAAGGACAUGUACAGUACAAUUUUCAGUUUCUCCUUCAGUCAUAGAUAAGAACAAGGCAACAGAGAACUAUCAGAAAUAUUUCACAGUGAUUUUGGAAUUAUGUAAUGAUUCUGUAAGAUCACCAUUGGUUGAUUGUAACCACCUUUACAAGAAAUGGAAUGUUCAAUACCAUGAAGCUCUUCUGAGAAAUAAGGGAUUAACUUGAGGUAUAAUUUGGCUAUUGAAGCUCCAAGACCCUCCCAUUUUGUUAUUUCCAAGUGACAAACAGAGGGCUAAAAAUAAUUGAAAUUUACAGAAAGAGACAUCAAAUUAAAUUACCCCCAAAGUUUGAACAUCCCUUUUAUUGGUAUGAAUAAAGACUAAUAAAAGAGCUUAACCAGUUUUUUAAAGAAGAUUAAAUUAAGGGAAAUAUUUCAGAACUUCUUGUUAGUGCAUCCACAUUCUUAUGGUUGGUAGCUUUAAGAAAGAAUACUGAAAACUGUAAUGUGAUCAUUCUAACCGAAAGACUAUUAAUAAGUUUUAUAAAUCACAUGCAACCAUUAUAUUUGUGUAUUUUUUAGGUUAAGGUGAUAUACAAGUAUGCUUAUUAUGAAUUGUGAUUUGACAUCAAGCAGAGGAAAAGUUACAUACAAAUCCCUUUUCAAUGUUUUUAAAGCCUAGGUGACCAUCUUACAGAAAAGUUCAACUUUAUUGUGAGUUUUUGAGAUAGUAGGUCAUACAUGUAUAUGAACCAUAUCAUCUGUCAUUCACAGCCUUUGGGACUUCAUAGUCCAAAUCAUAAAAUGGAGUUUAGUAUGUAUUUUGUUAAAAUGAAGGGACAUUUGUAGCAUAAGUUAAUACUUGUACCUGAAAACCUGAACUUUUGAAUACUCACUUUAAAUGGGGUUGUGCAUCCUGACAAUAAGUUCAAACAUUAUAGCAAAAAUAUUGGUGGAGGUUUGAUGAUUAUCCAUCAAAGAAUACUGAAGGGAGAUAUGAAUUUCAAAAGUUUUGAAUAUAUGAUGCCAUAUAUGAGAGCAGCUCCCACAUAUAUCAUGUACCGGUAAUGUGAAUUUUAAUAAAUUCAAUUCAAUAAAAAAAAAAUUCUUGUAGAAGGGGAAUGAAAUGAUAAUAAGAAUAAUAAUAUAGGUUAUUUAUAUUGCGCACAUAUCCACCUUGUUAGGUGCUCAAGGCGCUCCUAUAUUACCCGGCUAAGCUAGGCGUUCAUAGCGCACACAGCUUUUUAAGGAAUUACUUCCUACCGGUACCCAUUUACCUCACCUGGGUUGAGUGCAGCACACUGUGGAUCAGUUUCUUGUUGUGUUUGAUGUGUUUGAUACAUCCACUGCACAAAUAUAUAACCUUCAAUUUUUUUUUAGAAAAUAUAAUUUUAAAAAUUUUCAUAUCACAACAUAUGUCGGAGCUGCUCAUCAGUGAUGUCACAAAAACAAAACUUUAUGAAUUCAGAACUCGUAUUUUUCUACAGAUUUUCAUCAAACCUUCACUAAUAUUUUCAAUUUUUUUCUGCUUUUAUUUAAACCAACUUAUUGUCAGGAUGAACUUUCCCCUUUAAUUGGAUCUUAAGGGUCAAGUCCACCCCCAGAAAACUGUUGAUUUGAAAAAUCAAACAAGCAUAACGCUGAAAAUUUCGUCAAAAUCGGAUAUAAAAUUAUGACAUUUUUAAGUGUUGCUUAUUUUUUCACAAAACAGUUAUAUGCACAUCUCAGUGACAUAUUUCUUUUUUUUAUUGUUUGAAUUAUACAAUAUUUUAAUCUUUACAGAUGUGACAAUAAAGACCAACUUGACUUCACCAUAAACUGUUAAAAUAAUGGUAAUUCCAUAUGUUCAGGGAGGAAUAAAAUUUUGUUUCACUGACAAUGAGGAGAAAAUUAGAAUAUUUCAUAUUUCAUAUAAUGAAAUACAAAAGAAAUAGAGAGUAGGUGAUGUAAUCAGUCUGCUCAUUUGCAUAAGGACCAGGAUGUGCAUAUACCUGUAACUAUUUUGUGAACUUUGAUAAAAUGUUCUAACUCCCUUAUUUUACAUCCGAUUUUGAUGAAACUUUCAGUGUUAUGCUUGUUUGAUUUUCUCCUUUUAUUCAAAUUGACUUUUUGUUGGGUGGACUUGUCUUUUAAAUAAUUAUUGUGCAGAGCUGAGACAUGUAUUGAUGUUUAUUUAAUAUGCUGCCAUAUUUCUUUAUCAUGUAAAGGGUAUUUAAAUGCUGCAAAUUUUUAUGAAUAAUAGAAACUCUCAUAAUGACUUAUAGGCUGUUACCAUUCUUUGUGAAAGCAUCAUGGUUUAGUGUUUCCAACUCGUGUCUUUUCAUUGAAGAAAAGUAGAGUUUCAAGUUGUUCCAAUGACAUAUAUUUUUUGUCAGCAAGGCACUCAUCUACAUUGUCAGAGGGAAAAAGUCAGGGAAUUAGGCAAUUAUUUUUGUUUCUGUACUGAAUAUAUUAUAUUUCCAUGCUCAGGCUGGCCCUUCAUGGCAUUUACAUCAGGUUCACAGGUCAUAAAGAGUGUUAUCAAUAGCAAAUUUAAAAUUGAUUCAUCAAAUUUGCUAUCAGUCAAUGAAAUCAUGAUUUCAGGAUUAUUUAACAGUGAGCUUGAUUAUGUAAUUUCAAUUUUAUGACUUUGGAAUCUACUUUACUACCCUCUAAUAAUGUAGUUUACAUCAUAUGAUCAAUGAGUCAUAAAAACUUACAUUUUUAUGCCCUGAAAGACUUUGAAGAUGAAAGGGUUUUGAAAAUUAGUAAGUGUAAUAUUCCUGAAAUUUCUGUAUUUGAUUCAGAUCAAACAUUGGUUUUAUAUCUUAUCUCCUUUCUUCAUAUACACAUUUUAUCAUGUACACGUUAUAUUGCCAUAUAUUUUAUUUAGAACAAUGUCGUUAGGCGAUGCAUGGUCCUACAAUAAAAUCUUAAGAAUGCUGAUAAUCAUAACUUCAAAUGAUUACGUUUCAUGAUUAUUAAUUGUUAACAUUCUAACAAAUUAUCAUGAAAAUUUGUUUCCUUUUUAUUGAUACACCCCAUAAUGUGAGGAUUUCAUGUAUGUUUAAAAAGUGUGAUUUUUUCUCAGUUCUUGUUGUGUAUAAAUGUGUAUAAAUAUAUGUUUACAUUUUAUUGACCAAUGCUCAGGUGAUGGGUGCUUAUAAUAUGAUGAUUCUUUGUUUUUAAUGUUUAAUCUAAAUUUCUGAUGUGGAUCAAGUACAAUGGAUGAAAGAAAUCCCAAACUUGCAUGCCCUUAAUAGCAGAAGCAUAAAAAUCUUACAAGCAUUCUAAAUGUUUGACCAAAAAACAGAUAAAUUUUGAACAGAUUAGAUGUGAAAAUUUAAAAUGGCUAAAUUGAAAAUUGGCAAAAUAAUAAAACUACUACAUGUAAUUACUUCUUGUUUUUAUUGGCUCUUUAAAAUGAAAUCUAAAUUUCUGCUCUUAAACAGAAAAUUAAACUACUCUGCCUUAUAUCUACUAUGUGGAAUGAAUUAAGGAUUAUCUCCUGACAUACACUGUAUAGAAAUUAAUAUUUUCCUAAAUAUUUGAGAAAAUUUAUUUGUCAUUUUUUAUUUGAACAGAAUGAAUGGUAGAAAUCACGUGUCAUCAUGCAAUUUUCCUUUGCCUUUUCAGUUCUGUUUUUCCUUCAAAGUGCAUAUAAGUAUUUGGAGUUUCCUUUGGUUAACGCUUAACCAAAUAUGAAACUGUCCAACUUGAUAAUACACUUUAAAUGAAGUGAAUGCUUAGUACAAUCAACACUAACAAGAAUAUGCCAAUUUAUUUUAACAUUUGUUUAAUGUAUUGCGUGAAUUUGAAUUGUUAGGAUAGUGAGAAACAGCUAAUAUCCAAUUAUUCAUUCGAUCUUUGUUGACCCAAGCUUCUCUUGUGUGUUGUUGCUUGUAAAUUAUAGUCGGUAUGUACCCAACACAAUGUGUGGUGUUGUUUUUAGUUUAAAUCAAUUCUAGUUUCAUAUUAUAUUCAUUUUGCAGUUGAUAUUUUCUUUUUUUCAUGGACGAUUAAACUCAAAUAUGCCAUGCAUUACUUUUUUAGCAUCUGUAAGAUAAUUAUUAUUAUUGACAUGCAGAUAAUGCUACUCAUUUCUCCUUGAGAAAAUCUAUUUAAUCUUCUUGUACUGAGUAGUGUAGAAGAUAAAUAUUCCAG